Messenger RNA from Cryptomeria japonica (Japanese cedar), 1610 nucleotides. Its product is annotated as ribosomal RNA small subunit methyltransferase, chloroplastic. NCBI's taxonomy places the organism in Eukaryota, Viridiplantae, Streptophyta, Pinopsida, Cupressales, Cupressaceae. Gene Ontology annotation, molecular function: rRNA (adenine-N6,N6-)-dimethyltransferase activity. Gene Ontology annotation, biological process: rRNA methylation. The record is from RefSeq and is a predicted model, not a curated record. The coding region runs from base 184 to 1185 and encodes 333 amino acids. Gene Ontology annotation, cellular component: mitochondrial matrix. The transcript has 10 exons.
GUGGAGUCGAUAAAAAUGUUUCAUUUGAUAUCUUAUAGAAUAGAUAAACUUUUUGAUAACAUGGUUAACUAUAUGCUUCUGCUUACGCGACGCCAACAAUUAAGGUAGAUAAGUGGUAAAUGUACGCCCGCCAUGCACUUUCAAGGCAAGACAGUAAGUUGGGUUGCUGUUGACAUUUGAAGCAUGAAUUCAGCAUCAUUAUGUCAUCGCCCUUCUUGGAAAAUUACAGCAUUGAAGUGGAAGAGCAAGAACAAGAGCAUGAACAUGUUAAACAUUCGAUGCAACGCUCGGGUGAAUGGCGAAGACGAUUACCAUUCAACUCUCAAAGCUCUACAGUCUCGAGGUCGAUUCCCUAGAAAGUCAUUAGGCCAGCAUUACAUGCUAAAUUCAGAAAUAAAUGAGUUUCUGGUAAAAGAAGCACAAGUGAAUGAUGGCGAUGUGGUCUUGGAAAUUGGACCUGGGACGGGUUCCUUAACAAAUGUUCUUGUGAAUGCUGGUGCUCUUGUUUUUGCAAUUGAAAAGGAUCCUCAUAUGGCUGCCCUUGUUUCAGAACGAUUCAGAGACAAUGGAAAAGUGAAGGUUGUGCAAGAUGACUUCACAAGAUGUCAUAUAAAAUCACAAAUUGAAUCAUUUUCAGCUUCGGUUAGAGAAGGUUCAGAUCCUGGACGGUUGGCAAAAGUCAUUUCUAAUCUGCCCUUUAAUAUCACUACUGAGGUGCUAAAGAUACUUCUUCCAAUGGGAGAGGUAUUCUCCCAUGUAGUGUUGCUUCUACAGGAAGAAACAGCUUUGCGCUUGGUAAGUGCUUCCCCAAGGACACGUGAAUAUCGUUCAAUUAAUAUGUUUGUUAAGUUCUAUUCAGAGCCAGAAUACAAGUUCAAAGUGCACAGGGCCAAUUUUUUUCCACAACCAAAUGUGGAUGCAGCAAUUGUAGCAUUUCAAUUAAAGCGUGUUCAAGAAUAUCCUCCUAUUGUCUCACCAGAAAGAUUCUUCUCAAUGGUAAAUUCUGCUUUCAAUGGGAAGCGUAAAAUGCUUCGACAGUCACUUCAGCACUUGCACGCAUCUCAUGAUAUUCAGUUGGCUCUCAAGACUCUUGGCCUUCCAGAGACCUCACGACCAGAGGAGCUUAAACUGGACGACUUUGUAGGAUUGUACAAUUUACUAGAAAAUCCCAAAUUCGUUGGUUAAGUAGGGUGAGUAUAACCACCAUAUAUCCCACUUUCUCGCUAUUUGUAGAGGAUCUUCCAUAGUCAAGGGUAUGAAAUUAAUACAUAAUUUAUGAUCUUUCCUGUAUACCCAUCAUAUCUUUUUGUGAUUACUGUUAAGUCUGAACAUUAUAAAACCCAUAUGUGAUAUCAGGACAGUGUCAGUUGCAGUAUAAACACAAUAGUUUCAACAAUGGCAGCAAUACAACAGUUUGCCAUACAACAGUUAUCAUGCACUAGUAUUUCCUCGAAUACACUUUGUUUGCAAAGUUUAUGUUGACAGGGACUGUUGGACAAGCAAAUUAAGAUCCUUCUGUAUAUUCAUGUUGUAAUAUUGUACACAUUGUUUUUGUAAAAGUAGCAUAUCUAUCUCAGAUAAAUCCACAUAAAAGAGACCAAGAGAUAUCA